AUGGAGGUUUGGAGACAGACCCUGGAGUCAAAAGAUUUUAGGUUGAGUAGGACUAUGACAAAGUAUGUGGAGUGCAAGUUCAGUGCGGUGACGAGUGAUGCUGACGUGGAAGGGAGACUGGACUCACAAGUGGCCCUAAAGAGAGAGAGUCUCAAGUAUCUGGGGGCUAUAAUCCAAGGUGAUAGGGAGAUUGACGAGGAUGUCACACAUCGUAUUGGAGUUGGGUGGUUGAGAUGGAGGCUUGCAACUGGUGUCCUGUGUGAUAAGAAGGUGCCAUCAAGACUUAAAAAUAAGUUCUACAAAGUAGUGGUUAGACCGACAAAGCUGUAUGGGGUGGAGUAUUGGCCAGUCAAGAACUCUCAUGUUCAGAAGAUGAAAGUUACAAAAAUGAGGAUGUUGAGAUAG
Messenger RNA from Lycium ferocissimum, 405 nucleotides. RefSeq lists its product as uncharacterized. NCBI's taxonomy places the organism in Eukaryota, Viridiplantae, Streptophyta, Magnoliopsida, Solanales, Solanaceae. Bases 1 to 405 code for a protein of 134 amino acids. The transcript is spliced from 2 exons. The record is from RefSeq and is a predicted model, not a curated record.